CCAGAUCUCACUGAAACUCCGAAAGUUGACACUUGAUUGACCCCAUAUCACAAUCCAUGAAUGAGAACAUCGUUCGAUGACAUGAAUGCUUUAGACCAUUCCAUCAUCGGUCAUGUCAUCAUCACACCAGACGCCACCUCCAGCUUCGGCUGAAUCCCAGUCGCCUACGCAACGACGGGAGCAGGGUGAAGCAGCCUCGCGACCGCGACUUGCGAACCCUAAUCGCCGACGGGACAAACCUCAACUUUCCUGUAAUCUGUGUCGACGGCGCAAAUUGCGAUGCGAUCGCCAACAGCCAUCAUGUUCAAGCUGCCUCCUGAGGGGCCAAGCCUGCACUUACGCAGAGAACCAAGGCCUUGCUAUGCCGCCUGACAGAACAGCCGUACCUAGUCUGCACAAUCGCAUCGUCUAUCUCGAGAGCCUGGUCAAGUCUCUGAUGCCUAAUCCACAAGCCGUUGGCAAUCAAAGCAAUAGCACGAUCGUAGGUAUGCCUCCGCCUUCUGACCCAGGCCGCGUUCGUGAACAAGUCAAUACCUCCCUCGAGGACACUAUGAUGGAAGAGCGUUCGGAGGCCGGGAGCAUGCGCCUCAGUGCCUCCGAAGUUCGUUAUGUUGGAGGCGACCACUGGGCAGCGAUUCUCGACAGUAUUGCUGAUCUCAAGGACCAUUUCGACCAAGAAGAGAAUCUCAGAUUAGCCAACACCCCGGACCAAGCCCAGGAUGAUAGUGGAGGCGACCCUGUAGGAAGACCUCCAUCACCUCACGCUCUCCUUCUCUAUGGUGCCCCGCGUGCAAAUUCACGGGCCGAGAUCCUCGCUGCGCUUCCUCCUAAAAACGCAGUAGAUCGCUAUAUCUCCCGUUUCUUUAACCGUUUGGACCUAGUAGCAUCUUCGGCUGUCCAUGGCCCCACUUUCGUCCGGGAGUACGAGGCAUUCUGGGCAAAUCCAGCUGGCGCAUCUAGUAUAAUCUGGGUUGGUCUACUAUUUAGCAUGAUAUGCCUCGCCCUACUAGCUUCUGAUGCAAGCGACUCGUCUCGCGGAGGCGAAGCGGAGCAGUUACAAAUCAAUCUGUAUCGCGAGAAGAUCGUACAGUGUCUUAUCAUGGGAGAAUACACCAAGUCAGCGCCCUAUGGGUUGGAGACGUUGAUCAAUUAUGUAUACAUCGAAUUUAUGAUGGGUAUUGAUGCCGGAAAAGACAUCUGGUUUUUGCUAGCCCUCGAGGUUAACCUUGCGAUGCGUAUGGGCUACCACCGAGAUCCCAGUCAUUUCCCUGGCAUUUCACCCCUCCAAGCUGAGAUGCGGCGGAGAUUGUGGGCUACUGUUCUAUUAGGCGACACUCUUAUAUCCAGCCAGAUGGGAAUGCCAUGUAUGAUCACGUCUACCCAAUACGAUACAGCCGAGCCACGUAAUCUAAACGACGACGACCUAGACGAAAAUAUGAUCGAGUUACCUCCUCCGCGCCCGGAAACUGAGUAUACGACAACUCUCGGCAUCAUAGCAAGGAGAAGAGUUUUGGUGGCCCUAAACCAUGUCUCCGGUGUUGCAUCAUCAAUCAAGGCCGCUAGCUACACUGACGUGAUGCAAGUUGACAACAUUCUUCGACAAGCUAUAGCUAGCAUCCCCCCACCACUGAGAAUGAAACCAAUAGCAGUCAGUGUCACCGAUACCCCGCAUGUCAUUAUGGCUCGCCUUUUUCUUGGCCAUCUUCAUCUUAAGGGUGAGAUCAUGCUCCACCGUCGGUUUCUGUAUGUGGAAUCAACGUCAAAUGAUGAGGAUACCUUCGCGUAUUCACGGAAGGCGUGCCUAGAUGCAGCAAUUUCUUCAUUGGAGAUCCAGGAUUUGCUCGACAGGGAGUUAUACUCCGGAGGUCUACUCCAUACGAUGCGCUUCCGAGUGGGCUCCCUUAUGAACCAUCACUUUUUGACCGCUACGAUGAUCCUGUGUUCUUUGGUGUAUCGCCGGCAGACCAUGGGCCGACAAGAUGAAAUUUUAAAGGCUUUGCGAAAUACAAGAAUGAUCUGGAUGCGUAAAAGCAGUACGUCAAGAGAGGCGAGGAAGGCAGCGGAAACCAUCAAUAUUGUACUAACGAGGGCAACCGAUGGCACCACGUACGAUGUUGAUCCCAAAGAAGAGGAUAUCAGUACAAGUGGUAAAGAGGCGCAAGACAUAUCGAACAUAGAUCCCUCAAUUGCCUUCAAUGAUGGUGGAAUGGGGCUUGAUAGCCAAGGGAUGUUUAGGGAUUUGGGACUUUAUUCACCCGAUGCAUUUAUAACCCCAGGGGUACUUGGAACAUUCACUCCACCGGGCCAUCCAAGCCGCUCAUUCGAUUUCGAGAUCGGCAACACGGGGAUGGACGGCGCACCAGAGAAUUGGAUAAUGAUGCCAGGCACCAAUUGGUAGCGAUUAAUUGUAGCACAUGUUUGAGUUUUGCAUUGUAACGGUGUAGGAGCCUGCGUGAUUAUUGCAAUUGAUAAGUGAAGAAAAAUGUAGGUACUUAAGGACAUGUUUACCUAGGUACCUAGAGGUACUGGGUAUCUAGUGGGCUUAUCAAACAGGGACUUUAGUUGAUACCUAGUGGAGGUACAUAGA
This is a messenger RNA of Annulohypoxylon maeteangense, 2587 nucleotides long. Its product is annotated as putative fungal-specific transcription factor. Gene Ontology annotation, cellular component: nucleus. Gene Ontology annotation, molecular function: DNA binding; zinc ion binding; DNA-binding transcription factor activity, RNA polymerase II-specific. The coding region runs from base 113 to 2398 and encodes 761 amino acids. Gene Ontology annotation, biological process: DNA-templated transcription; regulation of DNA-templated transcription. The transcript has 4 exons. NCBI's taxonomy places the organism in Eukaryota, Fungi, Ascomycota, Sordariomycetes, Xylariales, Hypoxylaceae. The record is from RefSeq and is a predicted model, not a curated record.